Macrosiphum euphorbiae (potato aphid) is the source of this 252-nucleotide messenger RNA. Lineage: Eukaryota; Metazoa; Arthropoda; Insecta; Hemiptera; Aphididae. The record is from the annotation of a GenBank genome assembly.
AUGGCUAAGACGACACUGGCGGACUGGAAUAACGACGUGAUGAACCGGUUUGCAAUAUUCGGCGCACCGGUGCGCAACAGUGUAACGGCAGCGGGUGGAAAUACUGGCAAUGAACAGGCCGGCACCUCCAUGGCGGGGCUGUGGUUUGAGAAGCCAAAAGGAAAAAAGUACAGCCUGCUGUUGGGGUUUAUUUCUCGACACAUUCAUUUAUCAGUCAGUAUUGCUUUCAAGGUUUUGAGGGUUUUUAAAUGA